UUGAGAGCUUGUAAAAAUUUCCCGGGUUGAUAAUAAAAGAUCUGUAGCAGGUCCGGAGACGUAGGCAACAUUGGCCGAACUCCGUUAACAAUUUUGUGUGUGUUUUCCCGCUCCCAUAAAUUCGGUUUUCCGCAAAAUUUGACCGCGCAUUUUCUAACAGAUCUGAGUUUCUUUUGUUUAUUUAGACCAAUUGAAGUCGAGUUCUUCUGAUUGUAAAAUCAGGAACCUAGGGAGAGUGAGAAGCUACAUUGCCUUAUACUAUCACCUAAAGCAUAUGUUAGGCCUCUCUCUUGGCCCAAGAGUAUAGAAUAUGUGCCUUAUGAAGAGAUGACAGCAAACAAGAGGCUACGUUCUGAAUGUGAAGGUAGCGAGAGGUGUUGAUAAGGCCGAGGGAGAACUCAGUCAACAAGAGAUCUAUGUUAACGCUAGGUGCAACAUGCAAUAGCUUCUUCUUCAUCUCUGCAACUCUGUUCUACUCUAUUGUACUCUGUUUUCAGAAGCUGAUUAUCCCAGAGUUCAUUUCACCUUGCUUUGUCGAUUGUUUUAAUCGGUGUUGGAGACGGGCGAUGCGAAGACAUGAUGAGAAGUUCGACGACAAGAUCCCUAAGCGUGAAUUUAACAACUUUCAGUUUGUGAAUUUCACAGAGAUCAUGAAGAGAGAUUCACUCAGAGUCAGCCAAAGAAGCUGCAUUUGCUCUUGCUGCUCUAAUGGAGAUUCCCUUUCAGUAUCAAGCAGCAACUGAACUCAGCUUUCUCGGGAAAACAACGGGCGUAGCUAAGAAAAUAAACCCGAGGCCACCACCUACUCCUUACACACCUACUAUACGUACUGAACUACCAUCACCUGCACCAGACGAACAUACUCAGAAUUGCCCAAUUUGUCUGACUAUCCGGAAAGACGUGGCCUUUGGCUGUGGUCACAUGAUUUGUAGAGAUUGCGGAUCCAGGAUAUCAAACUGUCCCAUCUGCAGAGUACUGAUCACAAGCCGGCUAAGGCUUUGCACGUGAUCAGUGCCUUUGCAAAUAACAAAACACUUGCACAUACUGUCUUUCUCCAUUUUACCAAGUGUCUCUGCAUUGUUCAUGAAUCAGCUUGUACCAUUUAAAUAUCCUAUGUACUAUAGAUGUUAGCUUGCAAACAAUGAUGAAGUAGAAAUGUACAAAACAUGGGUUUUACAUUUUUCUUCACUGUCACAAAAAAAAAAUGUUUGAAGUGACUGAAUCUUGCACCAGUUAAAAAAAAAAAAACAAAGCAU
This is a messenger RNA of Brassica napus (rape), 1256 nucleotides long. Its product is annotated as E3 ubiquitin-protein ligase RGLG4-like. The record is from RefSeq and is a predicted model, not a curated record. The transcript is spliced from 5 exons. Lineage: Eukaryota; Viridiplantae; Streptophyta; Magnoliopsida; Brassicales; Brassicaceae. The coding region runs from base 709 to 1008 and encodes 99 amino acids.